Messenger RNA from Coregonus clupeaformis (lake whitefish), 3944 nucleotides. Its product is annotated as amyloid-beta A4 precursor protein-binding family A member 1. Gene Ontology annotation, cellular component: plasma membrane; cytoplasm; dendritic spine. The coding region runs from base 564 to 3665 and encodes 1033 amino acids. Gene Ontology annotation, biological process: chemical synaptic transmission. Gene Ontology annotation, molecular function: protein binding; amyloid-beta binding. NCBI's taxonomy places the organism in Eukaryota, Metazoa, Chordata, Actinopteri, Salmoniformes, Salmonidae. The transcript is spliced from 14 exons. The record is from RefSeq and is a predicted model, not a curated record.
CAGUCCUAUUGAUCUGGCUGGGCUGUGGUCUGAUUCAUCCUGUUUGCAGACUUGGAUUCUGUAACAAGUGAGCAUUCAUUACGAUGCGUUUGUAAUUGUUACUGCCUCGCAGCUGCCUCGACCGUGGCUAGGUCGGUGUUUUUUUUGCCAAAUAGUGCGCUACUGUCUGUAAAUUGAUGAAUGGCGGUCCGGGGCCCGGAAUACGCAAGCGCCGUAGGUGCUCCGAAUUUUGCAUUCCUGACUAAUAUUCGUCCUAAAUUGUCGCCUCGGCUCAUCGGUUUCGAAGCAGGUGGCAAGGAAAAAACAAGUGACGUUAUUAAGGAGCCAGUGACCUACACUGACACGAGCCACAAGGCCGCUGAGAGCCACAGAACCAUAGGGUCCAACCCCAACUCCGGCCCCCUGACCUCUGCUCUGAGAAGCCACCUGACCACCCUCCACACCUAUAGAUUGUUCUAGAAGAAGCCCUUGCACUGAGCUGCGUUUCUCCCAGACGACGGCAGGCGAUGCAUUCCGCCUAGACACCCCCCCACCCUCUUUCCCCCGACCAAUCCGAGGCAGCCAUGGACCCUGAGGAGGCGGAGCUUGGCCAGGAGCUGAGCGAGGACAUAGAAGCCGACCUGCCCACUCCUCAACGCCAUCGCCACGACAACCACAUCGCCACCAACAACGGUCGACCCCGGCAGCCUAGCAACCACAGUAGUGAGAACAACAACCACGCUGCUCAGCGCUACAGGAGAUAUAAUGAGGCUCCUGGCGCAGGUGGCAGCAGGGUCAGAGGGGCCCCACAACGCAGGUCAACAGAGGAGCCAGUGGCGGAGCUGCACCUGGGGGCCCAGUCCCCUCCCCAGCCCCAGCAGCAGCAGGCCCAGGGUCAGUCUCAGCCCAUCCUGCGGCCUGCAGUGACACGUUACCGCAGACAGGGGGACAGCGAGGCCCGGCUUAGAGCACAGCAGCAGAGACACAUACAGAGACAGCAGAGAGAGGCUGAGAGGGUCCAACAACAACAACAGCAACCUCUGCCAGCCCCACAGCCUGUUCACUCUCUACCCCCAGAACGAGAAGAGCCAGAGGAGGACGAGGGGGAGAGAGGGAGGGAUCGAGAGAGGGAGACCGAGGGGGAUAACUCUAAGUUAGCCCGUUCGGCCAGCACGGAGAGCGCUUUCCACACACACACAGACCGGGCGGAGGGCGACGCCGUCAUGGCCCUAGAUCCUGAGGCAGAGGACGAGGGCGGUACUUACGAGGUGAUGCUUCGCCCAGAGGCGGAGGGAUACACAGAGAGCGCUGAGUCAGAGCAGCAGCAUCCCCACCCUCAGCCCAACCUGAACCUCAACAACCCCCCUCAGCCCCCUCCCUUACCCCAGGAACCCCUACCAGAUGUUGGGAGACCCUCCAGUCAGGAGGCGGCAGAGGAAACCCUGAACCCUGGGGGUGGUUACUCUAACUAUGUCUACACCCAACCUCUCAACCGCCAUGGGGGAGGGGCCAGGGUGCUGGGGGGGCGGGACACCAGCAUCGAGGAAGGGUUGGAGCCUGAAGACGAGGCGUAUUCUGAAGCCUACCACUACUCCCUGACAGAACAUGUGUACGAGGAGAUCAGCGACGCCCCCUCUGCCGCCGCUGCUGAGGGAGCGGGGCCUACGAACGCCAAUGAGAAUCUCCAGCAGAGAAAGGCGGGGUUCCGACUGUUCGAGGGGAGGGACGGGGGUGGGGACUACCGGCAGCAGGAGGCAGUGGGGUCGAGGCUGCACCACUACGACGAGCGCUCGGACGGCGAGUCAGACAGCCCUGAGAAGGAGGCGGAGUUUGCUCCGUACCCGCGGGCAGACAGCUGCGACCAGGACGGUGAAGAGGACAUCGACAUGAUCGUAGCAGAGGUCAGAGAGAGUUCCAGCUCUCAGAGUCUGGAGAGAGCUGCUGCUGGGUUGGCGGAGGGAGGAGAUGAAGAAGACAUGAUGAAAGGAGGAGAGGAAGAGGGAGAUUGGCCCGAGUCCCAACACUCUCACAACUCCCAAUCCAACACUCCCACAGACUCCAAACAUCCCAAGGGAGAGAUGGAAAGAGAGGGGGAUGAGAGCGAAGGAGAGAACAUUCCAGCCCCAGCAGACAGUCCCUCUGAGGACUGGUCUGGGGUUCGUAACAGUCGUGAGAAGAGAGACGCCAUCUCCCUGGCCAUAAAGGACAUCAAGGAGGCCAUAGAGGAGGUGAAGACCAGGACGGUGAGGUCCCCCUACACCCCUGACGAGCCUAAAGAACCCAUCUGGGUGAUGAGACAGGACCUGAGUCCCACCGCUGAGUAUUGUGACCUGCAGCCUUCACUAGGGGGCGACUCUCCAGGUUCAGACUCUCAGGCCUCUCCUCAGGGGGCGGAGUCUUCCAUCCGGACACCCAUGCUUGAAGGGAGUGACAGCUUCGAGUCUCCACCCCUUUCCGCUAAAGAGGCCAGGAGAAGCCUGGCCUCCUUCCCUACCUAUGUAGAAGUCCCAGGUCCAUGUGACCCAGAGGACCUGAUUGAUGGGAUAAUCUUUGCUGCUAACUACCUGGGCUCCACCCAGUUGCUGUCUGACAAGACUCCCUCCAAGAACGUCCGCAUGAUGCAGGCCCAGGAGGCUGUCAGCCGCAUCAAGACGGCCCAGAAAUUAGCCAAAAACAAGAAGAAGGCUCCAGAAGGUGAGGCCCAGCCCAUGACGGAGGUGGACCUCUUCAUCUCCACCCAGAGGAUUAAAGUCCUCAACGCUGACUCACAGGAGACUAUGAUGGACCACCCUCUGAGGACCAUCUCCUACAUCGCUGACAUCGGCAACAUCGUGGUUCUGAUGGCGAGACGCCGUAUGCCCCGCCCAGACUCCACGGACAGCGUGGAGGCGUCAGACCCCGUCGAGGACGAGAAACAACGCCAGUACAAGAUGAUCUGCCACGUUUUUGAGUCAGAGGAUGCCCAGCUGAUAGCCCAGUCUAUAGGCCAGGCCUUCAGUGUGGCGUACCAGGAGUUCCUGCGAGCUAACGGCAUCAACCCAGAGGACCUGAGUCAGAAGGAGUACAGUGACCUGCUCAACACUCAGGACAUGUACAAUGACGACCUCAUACACUUCUCCAAGUCUGAGAACUGCAAAGACAUUUACAUCGAGAAGCAGAAAGGUGAGAUUCUGGGCGUGGUCAUUGUGGAGAGUGGGUGGGGCUCCAUCCUGCCCACAGUCAUCAUCGCCAACAUGAUGCAUGCUGGUCCGUCGGAGAAGUCAGGCCGUCUUAAUAUCGGAGACCAGAUUAUGUCUGUCAACGGGACCAGUCUGGUGGGGCUACCCUUGUCUACCUGCCAGACCAUUAUUAAGGGUCUGAAGAACCAGUCUCGUAUCAAGCUGAACAUCGUCAGGUGUCCUCCCGUUACCACGGUGCUCAUCAGACGACCUGACCUCAGAUACCAGCUGGGCUUCAGCGUACAGAACGGCAUUAUCUGCAGCCUUAUGCGAGGGGGCAUCGCUGAGAGGGGAGGGGUCAGGGUCGGCCACCGCAUCAUCGAGAUCAACGGCCAGAGCGUGGUGGCCACGCCCCAUGAGAAGAUCGUCCACAUCCUGUCCAACGCUGUGGGAGAGAUCCACAUGAAGACGAUGCCAGCUGCCAUGUACCGCCUGCUAACUGCCCAGGAGCAACCCGUUUACAUCUAGAGAUGACCUCCCUCUCCUACCCCUGACAUCCGACCUCACCCCCUGAUGACCUCACCCCCUGAUGACCUCACCCCUGACCCCUUAUACUGACCCCCAGCAUCACUGCACCCUCUGUGUGAGCAACUCCUUCCCCUCCCUCAAACCAAUGGAGACUGAAGCUUCUUAAUCCUUACGAGUGGACCUAUCAUAUGCUCUGGAUUACUAUUUUAUCCAAUCCGAUUGUUUUGCUGUGGAGAGUAGUGUUUGGCUGAAAAAUACAGCUUGUUCAAGCCCCUCCCA